This is a messenger RNA of Drechmeria coniospora, 1515 nucleotides long. Its product is annotated as 37S ribosomal protein S5. Lineage: Eukaryota; Fungi; Ascomycota; Sordariomycetes; Hypocreales; Ophiocordycipitaceae. Gene Ontology annotation, cellular component: ribosome. The record is from RefSeq and is a predicted model, not a curated record. Gene Ontology annotation, molecular function: structural constituent of ribosome; RNA binding. Gene Ontology annotation, biological process: translation. The transcript has 2 exons. Bases 1 to 1515 code for a protein of 504 amino acids.
AUGAGCGUCGCACGCCCGGCGCGUAGCCUUCUCGGCCGCUGCCUCGCCUCGACGCGCUCGCGGAUGGCCGCGGCGACGGCAGCACCACCACCAGCCGUCGUCAGCCAACGCUCUCCUUUCCACAGCUCGGCCCCCCGUCCGAAGCGGCGGUCACGGUUUCGAAAUGUCACGGCCGAGGAGAUGGGACUGCUCAAUCCCUCGACCCUCUCCAAGUACCGACAAGAGAAGUUCGCCGAGUUUAGCAAGGACGACUUGGACGCGCUCCGAAAAAAGUACACGGCCGAGCAGAUCGAGGCGAUCCAAGCAGGCGAGAUGGCCGUCGACCCUGACGAUCUCAUCUUCCAGGGGCGUCUUCGUGACGACCCCUACCAACCCAACUACAUGGAGGACUACACCGUCCUCGAUCCGAGGUACGACCUCAAGCCCGAGGUGGAAGUGACGCCGAAGCAGCCGCAGUGGCUGAAUCACAACGACUGGGUCGACAACUACGGCAUGAAGAUGGCCAAGUUGACGGACAAGAAGACGACGGAUCAGCUCACGCGAGCCAUGGUCCGCGCCCUGCGGAGGGUGAAGGAGAGCAACGGGCGGGACUUCAUCGACCUCACGCACGACGAGCUCGAAGACAUGGAGAAGGACCCCGAACUGCUCAAGCGGUACCUCGUCGAGGACGACGGCGGGGAGGCUGAUGCGGCUGCGUCCGAGUCGGAUCUCAUGACGCACGCCCAGGCGACGAAGCUCGACGAGGCCGUCGACGCUGAGUGGAAAACGGAACUCGACAAGUUGUCGGCGCUUGGGGACGAGGCCGAGGCCGGUCCUACGAACCUGGAGCUGCUGGAUGACGGGCCUGCGGGCAUCAGCCGCGCGUACUCGGCCGAGGCCGUCGAGCUGGGCAAGGUACCCGGCGUCGAGGGUCUCUACAAGUCGGCCGUGGACCCCGAGGACGAGGGCCAGGACGACGCGGGCCACUACCAGGAGAUCAAGCGGCUCACGGGCAUGAGCCUGAAGGACAUUCAGUCCAUAUACCGAAAGGUCCUCGUCACCCGCUGGGUCUCGAACCAGACGCGUCUGGGCAAGGUCCGGAGCACAUCGGUCGUCGCCAUUGCGGGCAACGGCAACGGCCGGCUGGGGCUCGGCAUCGCCAAGUCGACCGAGGCCGGGCUCGCCGCCGAGACGGCCCAGCUGCUGGCGAUUCGAAACAUGAAGCCGAUCCGUCGGUACGAGGACCGGACCGUCUACGGGAACCCCAAGGCCAAGGUGUCGGGCACCGUCGUCGAGCUCUUUGCCCGGCCACCUGGAUUUGGCCUUCGUUGCCCCCAUCGCAUCUUCGAAAUGUGCCGGGCAGCGGGCCUGCACGACAUCGCGGCGCGCAUGCCGCGGUCGAAGAACCCGAUGAACUCGGUCAAGGCGACGUACGAUGCGCUCAUGAACCAGCCAGAUCCGGAGGAGAUUGCCAUCGGCCGUGGCAAGAAGAUGGUGGAUGUGAGAAAGGUGUAUUACGGAGGCGCUGUAUACUAA